Molecule: messenger RNA, 294 nt
Organism: Henningerozyma blattae CBS 6284
Lineage: Eukaryota; Fungi; Ascomycota; Saccharomycetes; Saccharomycetales; Saccharomycetaceae
Gene: SFT1
Product: Sft1p
Exons: 2
Coding region: 1-294 (97 amino acids)
Biological process (GO): intra-Golgi vesicle-mediated transport
Source: RefSeq, a predicted model, not a curated record
AUGUCUUCAGCAAAGUAUACACAAAUUGAAAGUAGAAAUGAUCAAAAAUUAGAUAGUUUAGCUAAUAAAUUGGCAACAUUUAGGAAUAUUAAUCAAGAAAUCAAUUCACAAGCAACACAAGAUAAUUCGAUGAUUGAUCAACUUUCAAAUUCAUUUGAUUCUUUAUUUAAUAAUUUAAAAAAUACAUCUCAUAGAUUAACAAGAUCAAUGCAAUCAGGCAAAGGUAUUUGGAAAAUGACUGGCCUUGCGUUAUUAUUAUUCUUUAUCCUUUAUCAUUUGUUAAAACUAUUUUAA